AUGUCUUCACUCAGCAUUUUGGACAGCCAGAUGUCACACCUCUCCAUGUCCGACGAUGACAUGGACGAUUGUUCCUCCCAAUGUUCUUACUAUUCCCUCACCGACCUCGAGGACGACGAAUGGAUGCUUCGCAUCCCUGCUUCCGAGGUCCGAAGACAAGCGAAAUUGGUGCCCGAUGUCCCUUCACCUGGAGCCAAGUAUCCGCACGACUUCCUCAACAAAGAAGGGUUUCCGCUUGACGUGUCUGGGCCGAUGGUGGAAUACCCUCUGUGCCUGAAUGGCCGUUAUGUCUUUGGUGACCCUGGCCCGGCACGGCUCAUCGUCAACCCAUCUCGGCCUAAUAGCCUUGAUGUGGUUUAUCAUCGAAACCGCGACGACAGAGGCUUCUUUCAAGCUAAGUAUCGCCCUAAGGGAUAUCGGAGAAAGGCCAUAGGCAAUAUCACACCUAUGUUUGCCACACCCCCAUCACCAACCCUCGGCUACGGCUUGGGACUAGCAUAUCCGACCUCACCAAUGUAUCAGGGUGUUUGUGGCACUGAAUUGUACAACCCAUACUUUCCAUAG
Fusarium keratoplasticum is the source of this 564-nucleotide messenger RNA. RefSeq lists its product as uncharacterized. The transcript has a single exon. Gene Ontology annotation, molecular function: RNA nuclease activity; RNA binding. The record is from RefSeq and is a predicted model, not a curated record. Bases 1 to 564 code for a protein of 187 amino acids. Lineage: Eukaryota; Fungi; Ascomycota; Sordariomycetes; Hypocreales; Nectriaceae.